This is a messenger RNA of Acanthoscelides obtectus, 723 nucleotides long. NCBI's taxonomy places the organism in Eukaryota, Metazoa, Arthropoda, Insecta, Coleoptera, Chrysomelidae. The record is from the annotation of a GenBank genome assembly.
AUGACUAAGUUUGACUCCUCACAUAAUUCCAAAAUCUGUCGACCUGUAGCAUCCUCUCUGUAUGAUCCCCAAACAGCUGAAUGGGCGUUAAAAUCUCCUCCAAUAACCACUGAACCAGAAGCUUUAGUGAUUAUAGCUUCCCAGUCGGAUAACGUUGAGUAAUUCGUCAUGGAUAGAAGAGAACAAAUUGAGAAUUGGUUGGUUGAGGCUUCUGAUGAAGAACAAGUUGGAGGGUCAAAUUCUGAGUCGGAGUUAGACGAGAUAACACAAAGCGAUCAUAAUAGUGCUAGUGAAAUCGACGAACUGUCCGCACACUCCAGUGAGUUUUCAGACAACGAGGACGACGGCUGUGCAGGGCAGUAUGAUAAAUUCUAUUUUACCAGACAUAAUGGCAGAAACGGUCCUAAACAAAAAUGGUCAAAGUCUCCACCAACAAGCUCCACAAGAACACGAAGCCAUAAUAUAAUUUUACACUUACCCGGUGUCAAGUCAUCAGCGAAAUCCGCGAAGACUGCUUUGGAAUGUUUUAGUUUGUUUUUUUCUGAUGACAUUAUCAAUUUGCUGGUAACAUGUACAAAUCAGUACAUCGAAGUAGUCAGAGGCAAGUUUCAAAGGGAACGUGACGCAAAAGAUACAGACGUUGAAGAAAUGAAAGCAUUGCUGGAUGCCUUCGAUUUGAUGAUAGAACAACUCGAGCUGAACGUUUGCAAAUUGAUAACUUAG